AUGCGCCCACGGCCUGCGUCUUCCAUGCAGAAGACGUAUGAUGAGUGCUAUCUACUGUGCUCCACAGCCGUCUAUUUCGAGGGCCAGAACAACGAAGAGGAAGCAUUGAGAUCCUGGAGAUCCGCCCUCGAAACCAUCUAUCACCACAAUGCCCGCCGAGUAUCCUCAACCUACACCCCGAAAUCCGAAACAGAGAAAGCAUUGCAAGAUUCCAUUCGGGCUUUAGAGACCCAAUGCCGCGAGCGAGUCGAUCUGCUGUCAGCACUGCGUGAAAGUCGGAAAGAGACAGCCGAAGCGAAGGCGAAUGGUGAAAAGACCACUGGACAUCUGUCAAAGGGUAAAAGCGCUUCGAAUACACAUCAACCGCCUACUGGCAUUACACAUACGCCAGGUUGGAUUGGCGGUGGGACUAUUCCGGCGGUGGGAUAUACGGAUCUUUCUAAACCGGCUGCUAUUCCUGGACGUCCUCUUGCACCGCUGAGGUAUCAUUCUGAGACUCUAUCUGUGAACGACGAUUCCAAUCACCACACCGGUCUUUCCCCAGCCGAUUCACCCGCCGUACGAAUGAAUUCCAAUUCAUCGGAAAAGACGAAGUCGCGUGGCUCCAGUCCUGAACGACGGAAGCCGAUGCUGACAACCCUGCGCAACACGGAUGGUAAGAAGAAUGGCAAGAAGGCCAAGGUAACUACCAAGAAGAAAGAGUCACGACCAGCUGCCUCUAAAGCAGCUGGAAUGGCAUGGGGCAGUACUUUGCGGUCCGGAUCAGGCGAGAAGGCCGUCGCCGAUGCAGCUGCCAUCGCUUCAUCACGAAGUGCAGCCAAUGCCGAGCCAAGAACUAGCUCUGGAGAUGAACCAUUAGCAGCGAGGCAUCAUGUCUUGCGGAAGAACUCCGCUGCAGACCGUAUCCCGGCUGCGCAUUGGCGGGAGCCUCAGCAGUCAUCACCGGUUCGGUCAUCACCACGCCCUGUGCGGCAACCCGUGGCUCCUGAAAGGCGACGGCCUGAUCCGUCUAGAGUCGCGGUUAUGCCGGAUCCGAAUGAUUACACCUCAUCUUCUCCUAAGCCAUCUGUUAAACCUAAACCCGAAGGUUUGAGAUCUACACUUCAGCCCCCACCCCGGAUGACGCCAGUCACCAGAUCCGAGGGUAACUCUCGUCCCGCAACACCUCGACAAGAUCGAGAUACAAAUAUGUCUAGGAGUACACCGCGAACAAACUCGGCACCACGGAUUAUAAAACCUGGGGUGUCAGCUUAUGUGUCACCGUCGUCAGGGAGUGAUGAUGUACAACGUGGUAUGGGCCGAAUGAACAUUUCACCGGCAAAUGGUAGCAGUGCCACACGCCGGAAGCCACCGCCUGUUAAACGACGACAGACUCCACCAUCUAGUGACCAAGAGUCAAUAGGAAGACAUUCGACAGAUGAUGAAGCAGAAGACGAACAUGAAGAGGAAGAUAACACUGAUAUCUUGAAGAUCUUGAACAAGUUGCCUAAGGGCGUGGAUCUACAGUCAGCGCGCCAGAUCCUAAAUGAUAUCGUCGUACGCGGCGAUGAGGUACAUUGGGAUGAUAUCGCUGGAUUAGAGGGCGCAAAGAAAGCCCUCAAAGAAGCAGUAGUCUAUCCAUUCCUCCGACCUGACCUUUUCUCUGGACUGCGCGAGCCCGCACGUGGCAUGUUACUCUUCGGACCACCAGGAACAGGCAAAACAAUGCUUGCACGAGCAGUCGCAACAGAAUCAAAGUCGACAUUCUUCUCUGUAUCAUCAUCAACCCUCACCUCAAAAUGGCACGGUGAGAGCGAAAAGCUCGUACGUGCCUUAUUCGGCUUGGCAAAGGUUCUCGCUCCAUCAAUCAUCUUUGUUGACGAGAUUGACUCCCUGCUCUCAGCACGAUCAUCGGGCUCUGAGCAUGAAGCAUCCCGUCGAUCUAAAACAGAGUUCUUGAUCCAGUGGUCUGAUCUGCAACGUGCAGCUGCAGGCCGUGAACCAUCUGCCCGAGACAAGAAAGAGGGAGACGCCACUCGUGUCCUCGUCUUAGCUGCAACGAAUAUGCCAUGGGAUAUCGACGAGGCUGCCCGUCGUCGCUUUGUCCGUCGACAGUAUAUCCCUUUACCAGAACACCAUGUUCGUGAACAACAGCUACGCAGGCUUCUCAGUCAUCAGCACCACGAGAUGAGUGAUUCAGAUACGCAGGUCCUAGUUCAAGUAACAGAUGGUUUCUCCGGCUCAGACAUAACAGCUCUCGCUAAAGAUGCAGCCAUGGGUCCCCUCCGCAACCUCGGUGAAGCUCUCCUCCACACACCCAUGGAUCAAAUCCGACCUAUAAAGUUCCAAGAUUUCGAAUCAAGUCUUUACUCAAUUAGACCGAGUGUUUCCUCAGACGGACUUCGCAAAUACGAAGAGUGGGCUAAAGAAUUCGGCGAAAGAGGUGGCUAA
Molecule: messenger RNA, 2430 nt
Organism: Penicillium angulare
Lineage: Eukaryota; Fungi; Ascomycota; Eurotiomycetes; Eurotiales; Aspergillaceae
Exons: 3
Coding region: 1-2430 (809 amino acids)
Molecular function (GO): ATP binding; ATP hydrolysis activity
Source: RefSeq, a predicted model, not a curated record